Molecule: messenger RNA, 943 nt
Organism: Cinclus cinclus
Lineage: Eukaryota; Metazoa; Chordata; Aves; Passeriformes; Cinclidae
Product: calmodulin, striated muscle
Exons: 1
Coding region: 1-450 (149 amino acids)
Molecular function (GO): calcium ion binding; enzyme regulator activity
Source: RefSeq, a predicted model, not a curated record
AUGGCCGAGCGGCUGUCGGAGGAGAAAAUCGCAGAAUUCAAGGAAGCGUUCUCCCUCUUCGACCGCGACGGCGACGGCUGCAUCAGCACCAAGGAGCUGGGCACCGUCAUGCGCUCGCUGGGCCAGAACCCCACCGAGGCCGAGCUGCAGGACAUGGUGGGCGAGGUGGACGCCGACGGCAGCGGCACCAUCGACUUCCCGGAGUUCCUGUCGCUGAUGGCCAGGAAGACGAGGGACACGGACAGCGAGGAGGAGAUCCGGGAGGCGUUCCGGGUUUUCGACAAGGAUGGGAACGGCUACAUCAGCGCGGCGGAGCUGCGGCACGUCAUGACCAACCUGGGCGAGAAGCUGACGGACGAGGAGGUGGACGAGAUGAUCAAGGAGGCCGACUGCAACAACGACGGGCAGGUCAACUAUGAGGAGUUCGUCAGGAUGAUGACGGAGAAGUGACGGCCUCCACCAGCCACCUCCAGCUCCAGGUAACUCCCUGGGAUGCAGCACCCAUGGAAAAUCCCCAAAUCUUGGCUCUACCCCAUCCUCAUGAUGGUUGGAAAAAAUUAUGUUUCUGGUGCUUUUUUUUUUUUAAGUUUUCCUUCUUUUUUUUUUUGUUUUUUUUGUUUUUCCCAUAGAGAACAGAGGUUGUGGUGGUGGUUCUACCCCAGCCCCUCCAUCCCCUCCCACCUUCUCCAGGCUGGAAAAAUCCUCUUCUACCCCAGUUGGAGCGCCACCAACCAGCGUCUGCAUUGGACGUGGGAUGCAAAUGGAUUUGGGGUCCCCAUGGGAUGUCUCAUGUCCAUAGAUAUUCCAGUGGACACUGAAUAUUCCCUCACAUCCCUGAGUCCAAUAAAAAACAUCCCCCCACGUCCUGGUGGCUGCUUCAUUCAGCUUCUCCUUGGGAUCCCUGCAAAAAAAAUAUUCCCAGAAAUCAUCCUGGUCAGGCUCA